ACAAUGUAGUAACUUGUAAACACCAUUUUCUCGUUUCAUAUAGCUGUAUUACCAAGUCUUAAAUUUUGCGAUGAUAGUGUCUUCUGCCCUUAUGAUCUGGAAAGGGCUGAUCGUCGUUACCGGCAGUGAAAGCCCUAUUGUCGUGGUGCUCAGUGGCAGCAUGGAACCGGCUUUUCACAGGGGAGACCUGUUGUUCUUAACAAAUUUCCAUGAUGAUCCAAUCAGAGCUGGUGAAAUAGUUGUUUUUAAAGUUGAAGGCAGAGACAUUCCAAUAGUGCACAGAGUAAUCAAAAUACAUGAAAAAGAAAAUGGGAAUAUCAAGUUUCUCACCAAAGGGGAUAAUAAUGAAGUUGAUGAUAGAGGCUUGUAUAAAGAAGGUCAGAACUGGUUAGAGAAGAAAGAUGUUGUUGGAAGAGCAAGGGGAUUUUUGCCUUAUGUUGGUAUGGUAACGAUAAUAAUGAAUGACUAUCCAAAAUUUAAGUAUGCUCUUCUGGCAGUGAUGGGAGCGUAUGUACUGCUCAAACGGGAGUCCUGAAGCAAAACCACUUUUCCAAGAACAAAGUUAAAUAUAUGGGUGGGGGGAGCCUAAUAUAUUUCAGAUGUUUUCAUUUCUGUAUACAGCAAAAACCUGUACAAGCUUUCAUCUCGUCUAAAUAAACUGCACACCUGAGGAGU
This is a messenger RNA of Eurypyga helias (sunbittern), 675 nucleotides long. RefSeq names its product signal peptidase complex catalytic subunit SEC11C. NCBI's taxonomy places the organism in Eukaryota, Metazoa, Chordata, Aves, Eurypygiformes, Eurypygidae. Gene Ontology annotation, cellular component: membrane; signal peptidase complex. Gene Ontology annotation, molecular function: serine-type endopeptidase activity. The transcript is spliced from 5 exons. The record is from RefSeq and is a predicted model, not a curated record. Bases 71 to 535 code for a protein of 154 amino acids.